Anopheles maculipalpis is the source of this 783-nucleotide messenger RNA. RefSeq names its product antigen 5 like allergen Cul n 1-like. NCBI's taxonomy places the organism in Eukaryota, Metazoa, Arthropoda, Insecta, Diptera, Culicidae. Bases 1 to 783 code for a protein of 260 amino acids. The record is from RefSeq and is a predicted model, not a curated record. The transcript has 3 exons.
AUGGCUGGCCGGCUUUUCGUAGUGAUAAUCGUAUGUUGCUUGAUCAGUGAACUUCAUGCGCAAACCAACUACUGUACAAAAACGUACUGCCCUGCUGCAGUACAGAACGUCGGUUGUAAUCCUCCUGAAACGUCCGGUGGUCCUGGUUGCAGUGGAAAAAGUCCCAUAGUGGUAGUACUAAACGCUACCCUUCAAUCAUUGAUUCUAACCGAACACAACACCCGUCGAUCGCAGCUUGCCCUAGGUCGUGUAGCGCCGUUCCUGCCAGCGAUUCGCAUGCCCACGAUCACCUGGGAUACGGAGUUGGCAAACCAGGCUGGUAACAAUGCACGCAACUGCACCUUUGCCAAUGAUCGUUGUCGUAAUACUGCCGUGUACGCAUGGGUUGGACAAAAUCUUGCCUUAACAAAGUUUUUUGGCAUAACCAAAACGAUUGAGCAGCUGCUUAAGGAGGCAAUUGAAAGCUGGUGGAGUGGGUAUAGCGUUACCACACAAGCUCAGUUGAACAGCUAUCCACGAUCAAUUACUGGACCGGGGAUAGGCCUUUUCACUCAGAUGGUUAGUGAUCAAACUGCCAAGAUGGGGUGCGCCUUACAGCACUGGAUGCAAUCACCAUUUAAAGUGUACUAUCUUGUUUGUAACUAUGCCGUAACCAACGUCGUGGGCACUCGUGUGUACAAGAACGGUACGGUUGGUUCUGGUUGCGCUACCGGACGUAAUCCGAUCGCUGCUCUCAAUGGACUGUGUUCGAUAGCCGAAAAGAUCAAUCCUUUACCCAACUAA